This is a messenger RNA of Striga asiatica, 471 nucleotides long. Lineage: Eukaryota; Viridiplantae; Streptophyta; Magnoliopsida; Lamiales; Orobanchaceae. The record is from the annotation of a GenBank genome assembly.
UCAGAGUGCAUACUCUGGUUGUUGGAGCUCGACAACAUCAACGACGGGUCACAAUCGAGGCGGAUCGAAGGAUUUCGUGGGGGUUACUAUACUUGUCGGAAUCCCGAUUCUCUUAGAUGGAAUCUUAAGCCUCUCCGCCGGAAUCUCAAUCCUAAUUUUAAGAGUCUGCACUCUAAGUUUGGGUGGUACGAAUAUUAUGCUCAGAAAAUGACAAUUGAAAUGUGUGGAUCCAUAUGGCGGAGACCCUGUUGGCCCGAGAAGGAAGAUGGUGAGUUAGUGACAGAGAAGCUGGAAAGGAUUUUCAGGUGGAGCACGAUAUGGGCACCAGGUCCACUAGAGGAAAAGGUGCAAAACAUAGUCAAGACAUGGGAAAUGGAGAUGUUCCACAAAGUGGAUUUUGAUGAUCUUAAGUCUGUGGACCCUAUCAAGUAUAGGUCAGCCUUAAUGGUAUCGAUUAUCUUUUAUACUUAA